AUGGUUAUUCAAAGUAAUCAUGAUGUAACUUCUGAGGGGAUUCUUGAGAAUGUAUGGGCUAAGGUUAUAGCAGAUGGAAGAACAGGCGAUGCAGCAGAAUCUUCUAACUCCUGGGAAGAACUGCCUAAUCUUGAUGGAAGAGAUGGGUCUAUGGAAAUGCUGCAAAGACUUCCAAGUUUAGGGAGAUGGAUAUCAAUGGGAGCUGAUUUCUGGGAACAAGUUUUGGAUGGUGUUCUACCUGCUGAAAGCAAAAUAGAAGAAUCUAGCAACAAAAAUUUGGAAAUUGAAAGUGCUAAUAAACCCAAUAAAAAAGUAGAAGAUGCUGUGAGAAAAGAGAAGGCAUUUGCAAAACACUAUAGGGGAGUAAGGAGAAGGCCAUGGGGUAAAUAUGCUGCAGAGAUUAGAGACUCAUCCAAGAAAGGUGCUAGAGUUUGGCUUGGGACAUUUGAUACAGCUGAAGAAGCAGCUUUAGCUUAUGACAAAGCUGCUUUGAGAAUUAGAGGUCCAAAGGCACACCUCAAUUUCCCACUUGAGACAGUCACAAAUGCUGUAGGAUGUGGAAAUAAAGGAACUCAUCUUACUAUCUCGGCUUCUUCUAGAACUUGUGAAGAGUAUUGCUCUGCUUGCACAUGCACUGUGGACAAAGAAAAUGUUUUCAAAUCCAGGAAGAGAGGAUCACGGGAUGGGGAAGAAUUUGCUGCUGAUAUGAUGAAUAAACAACAUGCAACAAAAAAGAUGGCAAGCUUGGAACACAUGCUAGAAAAUGAACUAGAUGUUUUUGUAUUUCAGGACCUAGGAAGUGAUUAUUUGGACAGUUUGCUGUCUUCUUUUUGA
Messenger RNA from Gastrolobium bilobum, 834 nucleotides. Its product is annotated as ethylene-response factor C3. The record is from RefSeq and is a predicted model, not a curated record. Gene Ontology annotation, biological process: regulation of DNA-templated transcription; ethylene-activated signaling pathway. The coding region runs from base 1 to 834 and encodes 277 amino acids. Gene Ontology annotation, molecular function: DNA binding; DNA-binding transcription factor activity. The transcript has a single exon. NCBI's taxonomy places the organism in Eukaryota, Viridiplantae, Streptophyta, Magnoliopsida, Fabales, Fabaceae.